GGAGGACAGAAGGGAAAAAAGACAGAAACCAAGGGAACACCAACAACUCACCUCCUAGCUAGAUAUAUUUUUGGGUAGGAUAGGCUAGAAAUCACUUUUCCGAAUAUAGUACACUUCAUAGAAAACGCUUUUGUAAGUAUUAUAUUACUCGAGUAUUUCUGCCUAUCUUCACCCUGCAAGCAACACCCCAAAACUCCCAGCCGAGCAGAACACAGAGGAGAUCUGCGCGAGACUACACCUGCCUGCCUACCUUCAUACAAUCCAACUACCGGUGCUGCGCGGACCAGUAGGGGGGGGAUAGAAAGGUUUGGGUCAAUGGACAUGUGUCGCACCCCUCACUCAAGCCACCAAACAAUGCGCACUCCCAGGCUGAGAGAAAUGUCGGAUUCGCUCUUUAUAAAAAACCCCCUCCUAUCCCGCCGCCGGUGAUCUAGUUAUUUCGCACUAUUCGACGGAUUUUGAGGGAGGAAAAGAAAAAAGGGUUCUUAGUGCGGCGUGAGGGUUUUCCGGAUUCGAUGGAUUCUAUUGAUGGAUGGAGGGAUAUCACACGGUGUAUCAUUUGGGAGGACCUACGUCGGCCGAUAUCAGAGGUGGGCUGGGAGGCUUGAGUGAUGGGUGGGGUGGUUGAGAGGUUGUUUGGUGGAGAGUUGUAUCAUACCGUCAUAGUCUACUCCCGCCCGCCGGGCAGAGAGGCUAGGGCCUUGGCGAGCGAGAGGGGAGGGGAGCGAGUGACAAAUUGGGAUUGGUGACCACUCCUUCUUCUUUGCCUUUUAUGCCUCCCUCUACAAGUACCCGAGUACUCUAAAAUACAAGUUUCUCCCGUGUGUAAGUUACCGGUAUGUGAGAUCUCUCUUCAGAGGCAUUACCGGUAUGUGCUGAUCAUCCAUACAGGGCGCGACAGGAUAGUCUACCAGCACCGGGAGCGCCAAACAUUUACUCGAGUAGAGUAUUGUUUGUGGUAAACCGGUCGGUCGGUCGGCAAUAAUCGAUUACCAGUGAGAUGUCUCGGUUUCAGCUGCAAAUCAAACACACAAUCCUUGUCUUGCCCACUAGCCAAUUAGAUACAACAGGGUCAAGGAUAUCUUGUGAUCCGGGGUGGAAGGUGACGCAAUCACCAAGAAUAUGAUCCCAACGGCCAAAGCGGGGUUCAAUCACCGUGCUUUCUUUCCCCCCACGAGAUACCAAUACCUGUACCGGUAUUAUGAUAGGAGAUUUCCCAUAAAUAAUUCUGUCCCUCCUCUUGGCGAAUUUUUCCCUUCUCUCUCAUCACCUCCUCGUCUCUACUCAUUGGAACAGAAUAAACAAACAAGCGAAUAGACAAGACAGCCAAACCGUCAACGUCAGCUCAAAUAUUCAGGUCGUACAGCCAUGGCGGGGUCGACAUUUUCCUCCCCAAUGCUUCUACCCCUGUGUCUGGUACUGAUUUACGCAGCACUCCCAGCGCAUGCUUUUGGGGCCGGGAAUAUCGCUUCGGUUUCAACGGUUGAAGGACAGAACUGGAGACAUGGUGAUAUUGAGGAUGCACUGUUGAGCAUUUCCAUGGCAGCAGUGGCCGGUGGGAAGAGGUUUAGUUUUAUGGACGUGAAGAGAGUGUACUUUGGAAACUGGUUGAGGGAUUAUUCGCAGGCGGUUGACGUUGGUGCCUUGAAAUAUGUUGAGGGACCUACGGUCAGGCUUUUGCUGUCGAUUCUGAGCUUCAUGACUUUCGGGUAUGCCACGGGAGAGUUCGAAGUUACGGACGAGAGGUUGGGAUGUUACCGGCCCGAGGAGCACAUUGAUAAUCCGAAGGAUUAUGCCGAUAACGAGGAUGCGCGGCGGUAUGAUCCUCGUCUUCGAGGACCUGUUGACGAGGCUACCGAGUUAUCCGUUGACCCUCAGACCGGAAUGAAGAAUUAUAUCGCCAAUGAGAGGAUCAGGAACUUGCGAAGCGGAGAUCCGAUGUGUACUAGCGCCGGGUUGGUCCGGCAUCUGUUCGGAAGGAGUAUCCAACUCGCCCGCAAUUACGGACAAACUGGUAACAAGGCCGAACUCUACGAAGCGCUAAGACUCAUGGGAACCGGGCUUCAUUGUUUAGAAGACUUCUCUGCUCAUUCCAACUACAUCGAGUUAGCACUUAUCGAGCUUGGCGAGACAGAUGUUUUCCCCCACGUCGGUUCCCGAACGCGAUGCGAGGUAAAUGGGAGGAUGAUAUAUCCUCUCGUUACUGGAACUUUUGGUGGCGUUGAUUUUCUACAUAGCGUUCUCGGUGAAGCUUCGGAUAAGCUUAUCCAGUCCGAGGUGGAACAACUUGAGUCUACAAUUACUGCUGCUAGUGCGCAAUCAAGCAAGGAUGGCGGCGAACACGGUAUUAUUAGGGACUUGUUGAAGCAGCUGAAGAUUGGUGGGUCGGAUGACUUGGAUGCUCAGGCAACAAAUCUCGAGCAGCAGUCGGAGGCUAAAAAGAACGAACCAUGGGGGAUUAGUAAUGGUGGAGCAGGAAUCAAGCGGGAGAUUAUGCCGUUCUUAGAAUGGCAUGACAAAAUCAUGAAGGCUAUUAACGAAGCCUUAGAGUCCAUUCCUGGACUAACUGCGCUCGUCGAGAAGCUGAGUGAGGCUGUGAGCGUUUUCGUAUUUUCGCUUCUAGCACCAUACAUUCUCCCGAUUGUAGCGCAGGCGAAGGGCGAACUGGCCAAUGGGUCCGGAGAGGUAAUCGGGGGUGCCCGCGCCAAACAGUUUGUUGUUUUCGAAGACCAUUACAGCAGUGAUCCAACUCACAGUAUGCUUUCUAAGGACCAUUUUACCAAUUUGCUAAACGAACCAGCUGGUAAGGUAGCCAGUGAAACUGUCAAAUUUGUCGUCCCCUUAUUGAUGCAAGCCUGGGACGGCAACUCGGACCCAAACUGGGUCCUUGACCAAAUCAUCCCAAUUUUUCACCACCCAGCAUUCGUGGAUGGAAGUGACGGGUGCGGUAGGCAGGAAGGACGACACAGGAUGUUCGGUAUAAUCCGGCAAUGGUGGGAGGAAAUGGACGAAUCCCGGAAGCAAUUUUACCGCCGGUCCUUGUCCGGGCAGGGUGUUGAGCAAGGAAAGAAUCAUAAGGAGGGGCACGACUCUGGGCAUGGGUGUGGGAAGCCGAUUCAUAGGACUAAGCCGAAGAACUCCGGUGGGGAAUUUUGUGGAAUUGGGGAGGAUCUGGGGAAGGCCAUGGGUGGAGCGAUUGAGCAGGCUUUGACGGGGAGUCAGAGUGGGGGUAGUGGUUUGGGAGGAUUUUUAGGCGGGGUGGCAGCAACGGCACUGGGAGAGACACUCUUGGGUGGUUCAGCGAGCGGGGGCAGGAAUGAAAGUUAUUCGGAGAGGUAUGAUGAUGGGAACGCUAGAAGUGCGGACAGGAGCUAUAGUCAUUCCGGAAGAGAGCGAGGCCAGCGGCGCGGAGAGGGGGAAUACGGAAUGCAGGUGGCCGGGGAUUCCCACGACGGGGGUAAAGGAUACGCCGCAGCUGUAUAUAGCGCUGGCGGAGAAUACGGGUAUUCGGAACAAAGGUACGGUCAAAAUUAUUCCCGUGUUCCCAUUUACGGAGGUGUGGAAUACGGAAGCGGGGACUAUGACGGCGGAGAAAGCUUCGUAGUACCGGAUCACGACCACCACCACCACCACCAUCAUCAUCAUCAUCACCAACCAGAGGGCCAUUCCCACCAUCACCACCACUACCAUGAACAACCAACUUAUGAAAGAACCGACUCCUACGGCAGUAAUCACCCUACCGACACCCCAUCGUAUUCCAGGACGUCCUCAUACGCCUCGGAAAGCAGCUACUCGGUGCCCGCUGCUGAAUAUCCCUACAUUCAUCCCCACGGCCAAUACGGUGAAUACCCUACUAACGCGUCUUACAGAACAGAGACAUAUACCCAGAGCAGCUCUUACGGCGGUGGACAAAGCUCCUACCAAACCUCUACCCGCCAAUACCCUGGUAGCCGCGAGACUAGAGAAGUCGUGUACAGCGGUGAAGGCGACGAAGGAUAUGUGGUCGAGCGAAGUUACAAGAAAUAUAGCGACGGAGAGGAAGAGCGCAAGUAUAAGAGUUACAGACGCGGGGAGGAAUCCGAAGACGAGUGUGAGGAAGAGGAAAGGAGAAAGAAGGAGAAGAAGUGGAAGAAGAAACACGAGGGUAGCGGAGAUGAGGGGAGUGGGGAUGAGUAUUAUGGAAGUGGGGAUGAGGAUGGUGGAAGGAGGUAUAGUGGGAGUGGGGAUGAGGAUGGUGGAAGAAGGAGGUAUAGUGGGAGUGGGGACGAGUAUUACUGAAAUGGGGACGGGGAUGGUGGGGAGGAGAGGGCACAGUGUGGGUGAGGGCUGGGAUGGGAGUGAAGGAGGUAUAAGAGAUAUCCUUAGGUUUUUGCUAAGUCGGUUGGUGGUACCCUGUUGGCUUUAUCGGAACGGGAUUUGAAAUGCUGGCUGUUCUUUAUUGUGAUGUGAAUUGUGGGGAGGGGAGGUGCAGGUAUCAUAAUAGACAUGUUACCGUACGA
This is a messenger RNA of Tuber melanosporum (Perigord truffle), 4499 nucleotides long. RefSeq lists its product as uncharacterized. The record is from RefSeq and is a predicted model, not a curated record. NCBI's taxonomy places the organism in Eukaryota, Fungi, Ascomycota, Pezizomycetes, Pezizales, Tuberaceae. Bases 1369 to 4278 code for a protein of 969 amino acids. The transcript is spliced from 7 exons.